CACCACCCACAAUUUUCCUGCUUUAGCACCGUCAUUCGUUCUUGGGUGUGCUUGAAGCAAACUUCCAACUUCACCUCGCGAUAGCAUCUAUCGCUUCUCAUAUCAAAAUAUUAGUAGCACCUGGACAUUGGCAUAGACCAAUAACUUCCAGACAUGGCUUCCUUCGGUAACGAGAAGUACUCCAGCGAGGUCGACGCCGACCGCAUUGAGCCUCAUAACCCUUUCGCUACACCAGGAGCGCAAACACCAAACACACUUACUCCCCGUGGAUCCCACCAGAACUCGAGGUCAGCUAGUAGGGAUGGCUCAAGCUCUGGCUACCGCGGCGGAAAUGACUAUAACUACUUCCGCUCUCGAAGAGUGAAGAAGGGCGAGGUUGAGAAGCCUUGGCUCGACAGGAAAGAUUCCAGGGAGAAGUGGGUCACUAUCAUUCCCAUCGCCGGUCUCGUCCUCGGUCUCAUUGUUACUGGCAUUUUGAUCUGGGACGGCAUCCGCAGCGUAGCAGUUCACAAGUACUGCGAGGUCUACACAGACGAUUUCUCUUCAUGGAACGACAAGGUCUGGACCAAGGAGGUCGAAGUCGGUGGUUACGGCAACGGUCAGUUCGAGCAGACCACCAACAGUAACGAGAACGUCUUCCUCAAGGAUGGCGUCCUUGUCAUCAAGCCCACCCUGCAGGAUGAAAACCUGAUCAACAACGACAACGUCCUCGACCUCCGCAGUGAAGGCUGCACUGGCCCUAAGUGGACGGACUGCGUUGCAUCCACCAACACCACCAACGGCACAAUCAUCAACCCUGUCAAGUCUGGUCGCAUCAACACCAAGCUUGGUGCUUCCAUCAAGUAUGGUCGCAUUGAGGUCGAGGCCAAGCUCCCUGAUGGUGACUGGCUGUGGCCCGCCAUCUGGAUGUUGCCCAAGGACAACGUCUAUGGCGACUGGCCCCGCUCUGGUGAGAUUGACAUCAUGGAGUCUCGCGGAAACAAUCACACCUACGCCCAGGGUGGAAACAACAUCGCCUCCAGCACCCUUCACUUCGGUCCCAACACUGCCAACGAUGGUUGGUGGCGCAACAACGUCAAGCGCAAGGCUCUCCACACCACCUACGCCGCUGGCUACAACAUCUUCGGCGUCGAGUGGUCCGAGAAGUACAUCUUCACCUACAUCAACACUCGCCUGCUCCAGGUCAUGUACACCCACUUCGACGAGCCCUUCUUCGAGUAUGGUCGCUUCCCCCUUGCGGACAGCAACGGUACUCGUCUGGACAACCCCUGGGCUGCCACUGGCAGCAACAUCUCGCCUUUCGACCAGGACUUCUACCUCAUCAUCAACGUGGCCGUCGGUGGAACCAAUGGCUGGUUUGAGGAUGGCAAGUCUGCGAAGCCAUGGCUCGAUGGCUCAAAGAGUGCCAAGAAGGACUUCUGGCAGGCAAAGGACCAGUGGUACCCUACUUGGGAGAAGAAUGGCCAGAUGGAGGUCAAGAGUGUGAAGAUGUGGCAGCAGUCUGGGUACAACGGUUGCCGUGCGUAACGACAGCUGCAGUGAGGUACAUGAGAUUUAAUAUUAGAGGCGUUUGGUGUACGGGUGGCUUAACGGCGAUCGGCAUUCGAGCCGCGCUGAGCUGAUACAACGGCUAUGAACAAACACUAUAGAC
This is a messenger RNA of Macroventuria anomochaeta, 1651 nucleotides long. RefSeq names its product glycoside hydrolase family 16 protein. The transcript has 3 exons. Lineage: Eukaryota; Fungi; Ascomycota; Dothideomycetes; Pleosporales; Didymellaceae. The coding region runs from base 154 to 1527 and encodes 457 amino acids. Gene Ontology annotation, molecular function: hydrolase activity, hydrolyzing O-glycosyl compounds. The record is from RefSeq and is a predicted model, not a curated record. Gene Ontology annotation, biological process: carbohydrate metabolic process.